AUGCGUUCGACUCUUCUGCUUGCUGCUCUGGCAGCUGGCGCUGUUAACGCCUUCGAAAGAAGCGUCUACGUGACGGAUUGGACCACCGUCACCGUCACCAAGACCGUCACUGCGCCCGCCGCCGUCGAGACCGUUCAACCUGCCCAGCAGGUCCAGGUUGACCACCAGACCCCCACCAUGUCUGUCGACCCCGUCGAGACCGAGCCCUCGGAUCUCCCCAAGAAGCCUACCGCCAUCGUUCCCGAAGCGGCCACUUCUAUGCCCGCUCCUACCGAAGAGGCUCAACCCACCGCUGACUCCACUUCCUACUGGUCGUCUGCCUGGACUUCGACCAUCCAGCCUCCGCCUGCCGCUUCCACCGUCUCAACUUCGACCACAUCGGCCGCCCCCAGCUCCGCCCCUGCCAAUUCCUACCAGCACGCCGUGCUGUACAACCACAACAUCCACCGCAGCAACCACUCCGCCCCUUCCGUCGACUGGGAUUCCUCUCUCGAGUCUAGCGCCCGCACUCUGGCCUCCAGAUGUGUUUACCACCACGACACUUCCAUCGAUGGUGGUGGUUACGGCCAGAACAUCGGCUACGGCGUCGAGGCGAACGAGAUUGGUGUUAUGAUCACAAACCUGAUGUACAACGGCGAGAUCGGCUACUUCCCGACCCCCUACGGCGCGAGCCAACCCAGCAUGAGCGACUUCGAGAAGUGGGGCCACUUCUCCCAGAUUGUCUGGAAGGGCACCACCCAUGUCGGCUGCGCGACCGUGAUGUGCAACGACCUUGGCAACGUCGAUUCUAGCUCCUCCCUGCCCUUCACCGUCUGCAACUACUCUCCCGCCGGUAACUACGAGGGUGAAUACGGCGAAAACGUCCUAGCUCCUCUGGGCUACAAAACUUACGUCGCCUAA
This is a messenger RNA of Penicillium cinerascens, 900 nucleotides long. Its product is annotated as CAP domain-containing protein. NCBI's taxonomy places the organism in Eukaryota, Fungi, Ascomycota, Eurotiomycetes, Eurotiales, Aspergillaceae. Gene Ontology annotation, cellular component: extracellular region. The record is from RefSeq and is a predicted model, not a curated record. The transcript has 2 exons. Bases 1 to 900 code for a protein of 299 amino acids.